Bursaphelenchus xylophilus (pine wood nematode) is the source of this 817-nucleotide messenger RNA. The record is from the annotation of a GenBank genome assembly. Lineage: Eukaryota; Metazoa; Nematoda; Chromadorea; Rhabditida; Aphelenchoididae.
AUGACUUCCAUAAGGAGUCUUUGUCGGUCUUUAAGGUCGGGCUUAACUCUAAAAUCUUCCCCUGGGGCUAUUGCCCCUCCUCCAAUCCCUUUGUCCAUUCCGAACGAGGACCAUGUGAAGACACAGAUAAAGAUUUUACCUCCGGCUCAUAAUAAAGUCUACUGCUUCCCAACACCUGAUAAAUAUGCCAUGGAACUUCCUACUUUGAAAUCUUUGAUUUUGGAUAAAUCAGACCCUCAGAAUUUGAACGUAAGUUUAUAUUCUAGCUUGUUUUUAUGAUUUUUAGUUGAGAAUUGAGGAACCUACUUCAAACAAAGCUCCAUUAAUUGCCGGACCGAGGAUGUUAACGAUCAGGAGGAAGAAGAUGAAGAAACAUAAGAGAAUCAAGCGAUAUCACCGGGAUUACUUCAAAUAUCAGACUCAUCAUCGCAAAAAGAAGGCUAAGGUAAGUCCGUUCAGUAACAUAGACCGUUGUUUUAUUUUAAAUCUUAUAUUGCUUUAGGCCGAGGCUUUGUUCCGACAAAGAAUGCAUGAAAUAAUGGAUGAACUUCAUUCCUUCGACCCUCUAGAGCAUGUUAAAGACACUAUUGCUCGCGCUCAACGCGAAUGGAAUACUUCUUUGGCUGAAAGCGGACGAAAAAAGUACCCACAUUGGUCUCAAUUAAUGAGUUUGGAAGAAUUGUACGGACUUCCAAAGAUCACCCAUAUAGAAAAACACUUUGGAUAUCCAACCCCUGAAGAUGAACCAAAGAUAGGACAGCUGAGGAAGGAGUACUUCAAGAAAUACACGAGGCUUCAGGUUAAGAAAUCAGAUUAG